This is a messenger RNA of Paramecium tetraurelia, 1079 nucleotides long. RefSeq lists its product as uncharacterized. The record is from RefSeq and is a predicted model, not a curated record. Lineage: Eukaryota; Ciliophora; Oligohymenophorea; Peniculida; Parameciidae. Gene Ontology annotation, molecular function: nucleotidyltransferase activity. Gene Ontology annotation, biological process: RNA 3'-end processing. The transcript has a single exon.
CUUAAUAAAGUGAAGAGACUAUCGAUGACUUUUUGAUCAAGCUCUAUAAUGAGAAAAAAAUGAGUGAAGAAACUAAAGAGAAAAUAAUGAAAUCCAUUGAGAGAUUUGUUAAAUUGUUAAAGCAAGUAAAAUAUCAAUCCCUCAAUCCUCCUUUAUCAAAAUUGUAUCAUACUUAUUUUGGGUCGUUGUUAAAUGGCUUUGGAACACAAUCAUCAGAUGUUGAUUACACAAUAUUAACUAAUUCAUAUGUGAAUGAAAAGCAAUUCCUUUAAUUUACAAAAUAAGAAAUUGAAAAAAUUAUCAAGUCAAACAAAAAUUAUUCAAGAUUCGUAAUAGAAAGAUAUGUUGAUUCAGCUCGUAUUCCCGUUAUCAAUAUUAAGGAUACAGUUGAAAAUGUGGAGUUUGACUUGUGUGUCAAUAAUAUUUUAGGAGUAAUAAACACAAAACUACUAAAUUAAUAUGCUAGUCUUCAUGAGAAUGUAAGAAUAGGAGGGGUUCUCUUAAAAGUGUGGGGAAAGGCCUAAAAAUUAAUAAACCAUAAUGAUUUUUCCUCUUAUCAGAUAAUAUUGAUGUGGAUUGCAUUUUUAUAGAGAGAGCAUAUGCUACCAGUAUUGUAAGACAAAGAAUUAUUACGUCAGACUAAUGAUUAAUCAGGAAAAUUGGAAAUCGCAAGAGCAAAGUCAGGGGAUGAAGCAUCGUCUCCUACUGAUCACUUUACAACAGAUGUGAGUUUCUUGACUGACCCAGAAAUAAUCAAAUAGAAGAUGGAACAAUGCACAGUGGGAUGUUAUAAGAUAAGUGAAUUGUUAAGGGAUUUUUGGAAAUUUUACUAAUUUCCUGAUGGUAAAUUUUUUAAAGAUGAAUACCUCAUUUCAAUCCAUUAACCUAAUAAAGAUCUAUAAAAAAAAUGGGCAACCAACCUUAAGUUCUUAACAAAAGACCCUUUUGAUAUCUCUCACGACCCAGGUUAAAGGGCUAAGAAUAUUGAAGAAAGAAGAUUGGAAAUUUUUGAAAAGUCAAAAAUAAUAAUGCAGAAAUAGUUACUGUAAUAAGUAAAGGAGAUAUUUUCAUAAUAAUGA